Messenger RNA from Emiliania huxleyi CCMP1516, 1371 nucleotides. RefSeq lists its product as hypothetical. NCBI's taxonomy places the organism in Eukaryota, Haptophyta, Isochrysidales, Noelaerhabdaceae. The coding region runs from base 1 to 1371 and encodes 456 amino acids. The transcript has 6 exons. The record is from RefSeq and is a predicted model, not a curated record.
AUGGCGCGGCUGUCGGGCCCCCGCUGCAUCGCCGCCCGUCACAUGGCCAAACUCCUAGGCAUUGACGCCGUUGACGCGGUGGUCGCGCGCUGUGUGCGCGACGUCGAGGCGAUCGACGUGCACACGCACCUCCUCCCGCCGACACACGGCAACCUCCUCCUUUGGGGUAUCGACGAGCUCCUCACCUACCACUAUCUGGUCGCCGAGCUGUUCAUGGUGAUGCCAUGCGUCUCUGAGGAGGACUCCGUCUCCGUCGGCGACACAGCUCCCUCGCCGGACGACUUUUACGGCUGGCCAAAGCCGCGGCAGGCGGAGCUCGUCUUUGAGGAGCUAUUUGUGAAGCGGACGCCGCUCAGCGAGGCGUGCCGCGGCGUGGUGACGACGCUCAGCCGACUCGGGCGCGGGGAGCAGCUUCGCGCGGCGGUGCGGCUCCCCUCGCGGCCGCGACUGACCGCGCUGCGCGACUGGUUCGCCGCGCAAGACGCGUCGGACCACCUCGAGCGCGUCUUCCGGCUGUCCAAGCUCAAGUAUGCAGGCGCGGGCGCGGCGGAGCGGAGGCGCGAGCCUGUGAACGGCGCAUCUUCACACACCAGCGGAGGCGGAGCACUGGACGGCGUCGCCGCAGCCGCCGCUGACGCCGCGGCUCAAGACGGCGCUGCGGGUCGACCCGAUGAGUGGGUGCGGCGCAUCCGCCCGAUCUACCUCAUGGCGUCGACGCCGGCGGGCUUCACGUACACGCCGACCGCAGCCGGCCCCGCGGCCGCGGAGCUGCUCGAAGGGGCGCUGCUGCGCGUGGCGAUGGAGGAGGGCCUCCCGCUGGCGCUCAAGGUGGGCGCGGUGCGCGGCGCGAACCCGGCGCUGCAGGCUGGCGGCGACGGCGUCGAGGUGUCGCGGCUCGACUGGCUGCGGACUCUCUGCGCGGGGUACCCGUCGGUCAAGUUCCUGGUGACGGUCCUCUCGGCGGUGAACCAGCACGAGCUGUGCGUGCUCGCGCGCAAGUUCGGGAACCUGCACGUCUAUGGCUGUUGGUGGUUCUGCAACAACCCCUCCAUCAUCGAGACCACCACGCGGAUGCGGCUCGAAAUGCUCGGCACCGCCUUCACCUGCCAACACUCGGACGCGCGGGCGCGAGACAGCAGCUCGCGACCCUCCGGCACUGCGCCCGCUCCCUCACGCCGCCGGCUAUUGCGCGCGCAGGUGCUCGAUCAGCUCGUGUACAAGUGGGCGCACUCGCGCGAGGCGGUGACGCCGGUGCUCGCCGCGCAGUACCGCAAGCUGCUCGAGGCGGGCUGGCUGCUGAGCGAGGCCGACGUCGAGCGCGACGUCGGCCUGCUCUUUGGGGGCGCGUACGAGGAGUUCCUCGCAAAGUGA